Molecule: messenger RNA, 1134 nt
Organism: Pisolithus orientalis
Lineage: Eukaryota; Fungi; Basidiomycota; Agaricomycetes; Boletales; Pisolithaceae
Product: aspartic peptidase domain-containing protein
Exons: 7
Coding region: 1-1134 (377 amino acids)
Biological process (GO): proteolysis
Molecular function (GO): aspartic-type endopeptidase activity
Source: RefSeq, a predicted model, not a curated record
AUGUGUCCCUUAUCCCACUUAAUUCUCUUCGCAGCCUUGACAGUCCUGGUGGCUGCCCUUCCACAUCCUUCGUUCGUCUCCAUCCCGCUCAGGAGGUCUUCUUUGACCACUGUCGAUGGUGCAUUUGACAUCGACAAGGCUAUUUCACAUCUUGCUUUCUCAGAAUCGCUCCGUUCUCUUGGACCGAUAUCUGAUACACCGGCUGUACAUCCCACUCGACGCGAUACAGGCAGUAUCCCUCUUACGGAUGGGAACAAUGUGCUGUGGUAUGGUACCAUCUCUGUUGUCCUACCUUCAUCCAGCUGUGAUUCGACGUGCAAUGGUCAUACGCUGUACAACCCAAACACCAGCUCGACUGCCGCGAGUCUGGGUCAGACCUUCAUGCUUUCCUACGGAGAUGGUUCCUCUGUUCAAGGUGAACAGUACACCGACACCGUUGUCAUAGCAGGCUAUACGGCAACCAAUCAAACUUUCGGCGCAGCUACGCAAUACUCUUCAAAUCUACAAUCACCGACUUUUCCUGCCGACGGUUUGAUGGGCAUGGGCUUCAAGAGCCUAUCUAUAUACGGUGCUGACCCUGUCAUUCAAACCCUCAUCGACAACAACGUCAUCUCCGAUCCAGUUUUCGCUGUCAAACUCGCCUCGUCCGGCUCUGAGCUACGAUUGGGUGGCAUUAACUCUGAUUUGUACAGUGGCUCGUUGACAUACACACCCGUCACGCAGCAGGGGUUUUGGCAGUUCGACGGAGAUGCUAUUAGUGCCAACGGGAACGCGACUCUUUCUUCGUUCACUGCGAUCAUCGAUACGGGUACAACACUCAUCCUUGGCGACCUAGACACGAUUGGGCCGUUCUACGCCUCAUUAAAUGCCACAGAUCUUGGAAAUGGGUUUUACACACUGGACUGUGAUUCGAUGCCUAGUAUCAGCAUCACCAUCGGAGGAACGGCCUUUUCUCUUUCCUCCACAACGUUCAACCUUGGAACCUACCCUACUGGUAGCUCGCAAUGUGUGGGUGCCUUCACUGCAACAGGCAGUCUAGGCAAUACCCUGAUUCUUGGCGAUGCAUUCCUUCGGAACGUUUACACGGUCUUUGACAUGGGACAGUCGAGAGUUGGGUUUGCAGAUUUGGCAUGA